Messenger RNA from Jatropha curcas, 2761 nucleotides. It is a transcript of the gene DIN10, whose product is annotated as Raffinose synthase family protein. NCBI's taxonomy places the organism in Eukaryota, Viridiplantae, Streptophyta, Magnoliopsida, Malpighiales, Euphorbiaceae. The record is from RefSeq and is a predicted model, not a curated record.
AGCAGCGUGGAUCCUACGUGGAAUUCCAUUUUGCCGUUGGAUAAUCUGCUGGGCAAUCAACAAGACAGGAAGAGAAAGCUCAGAAGAAACAGAGAUAGAAAAGUGACGAUGUCAAAUUCGUGUUAUUGUAGAAUUAAUCCCCGUUUCGUCACUAUAAAUACCAACAAAUUUACCCUUUUACCUACAAUCCAAUCAUCGGUUGCUUUUAAAACACAGCGCUCUGUUUCUGUUUGCAGGUACUCUUCCAAAAAAGCAUUUUCUAUAUCGGCGUUUAAGAAAAGCAAUCUAGUAACGCCUCCCGAAGAGGACGAAAUGACGAUCAAACCGGCUGUUCGGAUCUCGGACCGGAAACUAAUUGUCAAGGAUCGUACUAUUCUCAGCGGUGUACCGGAAAAUGUGAUAACAUCUUCCGGUUCGUCCUCCGGUCCAGUUGAGGGGAUUUUUCUAGGAGCGGUUUUUGACGAAGAAAAAAGCCGGCAUGUGUUACCUUUAGGCACUUUACGUGAAGUCCGGUUCAUGGCCUGUUUCCGGUUCAAGCUUUACUGGAUGGCCCAAAAAAUGGGAGAUCAUGGGAAAGAUAUUCCUCUAGAGACGCAGUUUUUACUGGUCGAGACUAAAGAUGGGUCCCAGCUUGAAUCGGACGAUGGAAAUGAAGAAAAUCAGAUUGUUUACACAGUUUUCCUUCCUUUGAUUGAAGGAUCUUUUAGAGCUUGUUUACAAGGGAACGACAACGAUGAGCUCGAGCUUUGUUUAGAAAGCGGUGACGUUGAGACUAAAAUGUCGUCGUUUACCCACUCUUUAUUCAUUCACGCUGGUACAGAUCCUUUUGGCACGAUUACGGAAGCUGUAAGAGCCGUUAAGUUACAUUUGAAAACGUUCCGUCAACGGCAUGAGAAAAAAUUGCCUGGAAUCGUUGAUUAUUUCGGUUGGUGCACCUGGGAUGCGUUUUACCAGGAAGUGACUCAAGAAGGAGUCGAGUCGGGGCUAAAGAGCUUAGCUGCUGGUGGAACUCCUCCAAAAUUUGUUAUCAUAGACGACGGUUGGCAGUCAGUUGGUGGGGAUCCACAGGAAGAAACGAAAGAUCAAAAUGACAGCAAUCAGCAGCCGUUACUUAGGUUGACCGGGAUCAAAGAAAAUUCAAAAUUCCAAAAUAAAGAUGAUCCAACGGUGGGCAUAAAGAACAUAGUAAAUGUAGCGAAAGAGAAAUACGGAUUGAAAUACGUAUAUGUAUGGCACGCGAUUACUGGAUACUGGGGUGGGGUCCGACCCGGAGUAAAGGAAAUGGAGGAGUACGGGUCGUUGAUGAAGUAUCCGGAGGUGUCAAAAGCGGUGGCGGAGAAUGACCCGACGUGGAAGACUGAAAUAAUGGCAUUGCAGGGAUUGGGAUUGAUGGAUCCUAAAAGUGUAUAUAAAUUUUAUAAUGAGUUGCAUAGUUAUCUGGCUUCUGCGGGUAUAGAUGGGGUUAAGGUGGACGUGCAGUGCAUAUUGGAGACGCUUGGUGGUGGAUUAGGAGGAAGGGUGGAGUUAACUAGACAGUAUCAUCAAGCUCUUGAUGCUUCUGUAGCUAGAAAUUUCCCUGAUAAUGGGUGCAUUGCUUGCAUGAGCCAUAACACUGAUGCAUUAUACUGCUCGAAACAGACAGCGGUGGUGAGAGCAUCAGAUGAUUUCUUUCCAAGGGAUCCAGUGUCACACACCAUUCAUAUAGCAGCAGUGUCAUACAACAGUGUGUUUCUAGGAGAAUUUAUGCUUCCUGAUUGGGAUAUGUUUCAUUCUGUUCACCCAGCUGCUGAAUAUCAUGCUUCUGCUAGAGCCAUCAGUGGCGGUCCUGUCUAUGUUAGUGAUGAGCCUGGGAAGCAUGAUUUUAAUGUACUAAAGAAGCUGGUGCUGCCGGACGGAUCUAUUCUUAGAGCCCGCUUGCCUGGGCGACCUACUCGUGACUGUUUGUUCACUGAUCCCUCUCGUGAUGGAAUUAGCUUGUUGAAGAUAUGGAACAUGAACAAAUACACAGGAGUUUUAGGAGUCUACAAUUGCCAAGGAGCAGCCUGGAACACUGUUGAAAGAAAGAACACAUUCCAUGAAACCAAAUCUGAUGCCUUAACAGGAGCCAUUAAAGGACGUGAUGUCCAUCUCAUAUCAGAAGCAGCCACAGAUUCUAACUGGAAUGGUGACUGUGCUAUCUACUGCCACCGCACCGGUGAAGUCACCAUUCUUCCGUACAAUGCAGCAUUGCCGGUGUCACUCAAAGUCUUGGAGCACCAUAUCUUUACUCUCACACCCAUCAAGGUUUUAGCACCUGGGUUUAGCUUCGCACCCUUUGGACUAAUUGCCAUGUACAAUGCUGGUGGAGCCAUUGAAGAGUUGAAGUAUGAAGUACUGAAAGGAGAUUGCGGUGGUGAAUUAGUGGGGAAAGUUUUUACGGAGGUUAAAGGUUAUGGGAAGUUUGGUGCUUAUUCAUCUACUAAACCAAGAAGGUGCAUUGUGGAUUCAAAUGUGGUUGAUUUUGUGUACGACUUGCCUACUGGAUUGGUUACUUUUAAUUUGGAUAGUUUACCUGAGGAGGGUAAACUUCAUGUUGUUGAGAUUGAGUUGUAGAUUAAUAUUAGAAAAGGGCUUGAUUUAUGGUUAUGGUAGGAUACCAUUGGAUGUGGGUAUUUACCUAUUAGGUGUAAUGAAGGGGAAAAAUUAGUUGUGUAAUGCAUCAUUAGAAUGGAAGAAUUCAAUAAAAUCUAAUCAACACAGAUACUGUCAAUAUUAUCAUCAA